This is a messenger RNA of Clunio marinus, 4832 nucleotides long. The record is from the annotation of a GenBank genome assembly. Lineage: Eukaryota; Metazoa; Arthropoda; Insecta; Diptera; Chironomidae.
GGGGUCUUUAGUUUCGAGCUCAUCGAGCCACACACGAUUUCGGUUCUUAAACUAUCAUUUUUUAUUGUUUACAUAAAUUCAGUGUUAUUUUAGUGUAAAGAAUAGUAAAAAAUAUAGUUUAGACAAUAAAUUAUACGUCUCAUCUUGAAUUAACUUUUAAGGCUUACGAUUUAGUGGAGAAAAUUGUGAUUAAAAAAAAUCUCAAUUUCUUCAUUUUCAGGGAGUUUCAAAAGAGUCAUUUUUUGAUCAAUGGCAAUGUUGGAAUUCACGACCUGAUCAAAUUAAUCUUCCACUAACAAAAAUCACGUCACAUUAUUAAAACAGAUAACAAAGAAGAAACACGUUGAAAGUAAACUAGUCGGUUAAAUUUGUAAUGAUGGAGCAGAACGUUGAUGAACUCGCUCAAUCAUACGAAAUUAUUGAUAAGAAUGAAUUGGACACACCAGGAGUUGACGAAAGCAAUAACAAUGUCAUAACACCAACAGAAACGGCAUUAAAAUCAACAACAGAAGAUUUGUCGUCUGAUCAAACGCUUUUGAGAAAGAACGAUAAUAAUAAUAAUAAUCAAGCUUUGAAUCGAAAAUACACUCGUGAUGACUUAUUGAAACUUAGACAAGCAGCGUGCAAUGUGUUGCCUGCCUUUUCGAAAGAAUCUGUUAAGAAAACAAUUUAUACCGAAACUUCGGACAUGGAUCGAAUUUUAGAUAGGAGAAGAGUUGACGCAGUUGAAAAAAUGAUGCCUGAUUACAUGAAAAUGCCGAAUACUCGUAAUUCUUAUCAUAAGCAGCGACCGGGAGGUGAUUAUCAAUCCGGAGGUCGUCGCUCUGAUAAAGGAAAUAGAAGUCAAAACUCCAGUUUAAUUAAAGUAUCACUGCAAUCGAAUGAAGAAAUAAAGCUGAAUGAAGCAAAGAAUGCUUGGAAACCUCAAAUGUUAGUGAAUGAUCAGAAUUUACCAGAAGAAGAAAAGAAAACUGCUGAAUUGUUGAAACAAUUCCGAAGCAUUCUUAACAAGAUCACGCCAGAUAAUUUCACGACUCUUUUAGAUCAAUUGAAAGUCCUUAACAUCGACACAGUUGACCGUCUCGACAGUUGCAUUUCAUUAGUGUUUGAGAAAGCAAUAACAGAACCGAAUUAUGGAGCAAGUUACGCUCAAUUGUGUAAGGAAGUGUCAGAUGUGUUUGUGGUGCCAUUGGAUAGUAAGAAUUCGGAACAGAAGGCUGUAUUUAAGAAUCGUCUUAUUACACAGUGUCAACGUGAAUUUGAAAAGCAUCGCGGUAAUGAGUUGGUAAAGAAUAUGAAUGAACGUCUCAAAGAAAUUGAAGAUGAAGAAGACGUACAAAAGCAAGAAGAAUUAAAAGCGAAAUAUGAGCUUGAAAGUUUCAAGAUACGUCGACGUGCUGUUGGUACAGUUCACUUCAUUGGUGAAUUGUAUAAAAUUGAAAUGUUGACAUCGAAAAUAAUGGUUUCAUGCAUCAGUCAUCUUCUCGAUCCGUCCAUGUGCAGUGAAGAAACUUUAGAAUGUUUAUGUAAAUUAUUGACAACAAUUGGUAAGCGGCUUGAGAAGCUUGAUCAGAAAAAAUUUGAUUUGAGCGAAUAUUUUGUGAGUUUGGAGAAGCUUGCUGAUAAGAAGAAUUCGGCUGCAAUUAGCUCAAGAAUUCGCUUCAUGAUUCAAGAUCUUUGUGAAUUGAGGUUGAAUAAUUGGACACCUCGUAAGCUUCAACGUGAGAAUAAACCUCUGACUAUGGACGAAAUUAAACAGCAAGUCGCCAUGGAACAGUUUUUCAAUAAGAUGGAAAAUAAAGAAUCUUCGCAACGAGAUGUAGAUCGCGGUCGAGGAAAUCAAGGAAAUUCAUUCUAUCAAGGUGGAUCCAAUAAGCGUGGUGGAAAUAUCGUAUCAGAAGAUGGUUGGAGUACGCAAUACUCGAAGAGUCGUCCACUAAAGCUCGACAUGAACAAACUCAAUUUUCCUUCAUCUUCUUCAACAUCUAACGAUGACAUAGUACUGGGUGGUGUGCCGUCUUAUCAGAGCUUCACAAACCGAUUCUCUGGAUUGAAGGAAGAAGAACCCGAUCAGUCAAAUCGUCCAUACAAUGGUAGAUUUAGUGGUGGAAGCGGUAAUCAAAAUAUGAAUCAGAACAGGAAUAAUUACAGUAAUCGUGGGAAUCGUAAUAGUAAUAAUAACAAUAAUAACAAUAAUAUGAAUCGAUCAUCAGCAUCGAGAAGUCUUCAGCCUCCGCUUCAACAGAAUCCCAAACAACAACAGUUCGGUCCCAGUCGAAAAAUAUCACAUCAACCGUUUCAUCGACCAGUCGAUCUUCCAAUUAAGUCUAAUACGCUGCCUCGUAAAAUAUCAGCUCCCGCUCGACCAUUGCAACCGAUUGAAGCCAUCAAUCGUGGCCAGGAGAAAAAUCUCGUUGCUUUGCCAGCUCAAGUCUGUGAGGCAUUGAAAAAGAUGCUCAAAGCUUAUCAAAAUGACGAGAUGACAUUAGCUGACAUAGCUGAGAAAAUGGGACUUUAUAGAAUCAGCAAGAAUGCUCUCGUUCUAGUCUACAAUUGGGUUUUCGAUCAGCAUGAUAAGGAGCGCUUCCAAAUGACUGAAAUUAUUUGUGAAGGUGUUUGUCGUAACAUUAUUAUGACAAUCGAUUUACUCGACGCACUUAAAGAGACUAUCGACUUGGCUAAAGAUUUGGUAUGUGAUUUACCUCACGUUUAUUCGUACAUUGGACAGUUGCUCGCACUUCUAAUGUUGAAGCGAAUCGUUCAAUUUGAAGAUCUUUUAGUGAUGUCACAAUCGGAAAUUGAAGCGAACAAUGGGGGAACAAUUCUUAAAAAUGUCUUCAAAGUCUUUGAGCAAAAAUAUGAAAAAGAAGGAUUACGUCAACUUUAUCAAGAGUCUAAAAUUCAAUUCCAGGAGUUCCUUGGCGAUGACACACAAUUAUGUGAUUUCUUGAAGGAAAAUAAUUUUGAUUACCUCACUUCAAUGGAAACCAAGGCGGAACCAUUAGUGUUACUUGAUGAAGCCACGAAACAAAAACUUCAAGAGAUGCUAAAGGACCCAGAUGUUGACGCUAUCAUAUUGUGGAUCAAUAAUCAUAUUAAAGACCCAACAGAAAAUGGAUUCAUACGAUCAUUGACUGAUUCGAUUUUAGAUCACUGCUUCGAGAAAACAAUUGAUGGUUCAUAUGAAAUAAAUAAUCCAAAAUUGGAGAAAUGUUCCGCUAUUCUAGCUCAAUUUCUCGAUGCCAAAUCUGUACGUGAAGUUCAAUGCUUACAUUCGAUCAAAAGAAAGAUUGUUGAGCUUGAACAUCCCAGCAAUUGCUUCCAUGAAAUUCUUUCGUGUCUCUACUCUAAUUUUGCUUUGACAAAGGAAGGAUUCAUUAAAUGGCGUGAUGACAACGAUCCACUUGAACAAGAAGGAAAAGGUGUUGUUUUGAAAUCAUGCACGUCCUUCAUUGAAUUUUUGAAGCAGGACAAGGAUGAUGAAUCGUCCGGUGACGAAGACUAAACAAUUGGCUAAUCAUCACACACUAAACAUAUACACACACACAUAAAGUUGAAUGAAAUAUAUUUGCUACUAAGUUUUUUUUAUGAAGAAAAUGAAAAAUUAAGCGAGAUUAACAUUUGUUGUCAUCGUAAAUACAUUUAUUAAUAUAAAAUUUACCACGUUAUUGCUUUUUUUGCUUACUUUUUUUUUCUUCAUCAAAGUUUCAUAAAUUUUAUUGAUUAGUAAAGUGUCCUUAAUCGGAAGAAAAUUAUUGAUAUUCAAAACGUUUAGAUCGUAAAAGAAUUUUUAAAAACGAAAGAAAAUGCAAGACGGGAAAUUAAAUAAAAAGAAAAGUUUUGCUAAAUGAAGUUGAUAUAAAGCAAGAAAUAAACUUUUAAAAAAUCAUAAUUAACUAAUAACUUGACUUCAUAUAUCUAUUACAUUUUACAUAGAUAUUUAAGCCAUGCUAAUUAACAUAACAUUUGGAAGAAUCGACUUAAUUAUCAAUAUUUUCUUUCUUUCGCUUUUGUUUUCUUCGUCAAUCCUUUCCUUACAUCAUCAUGGAUCCAUUUUAGAUAUCAAUGCAUAUAAUCAUCCGAAUUUUAUUUACUAUUUUAUGUUUUGUUUCUUGGGGACUGAACUAUUAUCAAUUCUUGUUGUAUGAUUUUUUUAUCUUUAUUUCAACUUUCUAUAUCAUAAAAUUAUGUAACAAUUGAAAUAUUCAAAACAUGUAAAUUGAUUUUUGCAAAAAUAAUGAUUUUUUUUUUGAUUGUUGGAGACACAUUAAAGAAAAAUGAAUAAUAAAAAGCAUUUUCCAACAUUAAACAAGAAUAAAAUUUGAAAAGUUAUUUGAUUGAGUUUUAAGAUUUUUUAAUCUCUGAAUGAUCGACGUCAAAUUCUUGAGAAAUCUUUUGUUAAAGAAGUAAUUACCACAGUCUCUAAUAUCUAGUGAGAUGUCAUAAAAUUUUAAUUUUAGUCUGUGAGCCAUAGUUUCAUUGGAAGGUUGACGAACGCUCCAUCGAUGAUUUUCUUGAGGACCUUAGCUAAACUUUGUGAUGCUGGAACUCGCAUUUCCUGUACAAGCUCGUGUGCAUUUUGAUUUAAGAAUUGAUUGAUGACGUCGUUUAAAGGUUGGUGACUUUGAUCUUUCACUCGAAAGCGUGCGCCUUUCAUGACGAAAUCAACAACCAUCUUAUCGACUGUCAUAUACGUUUCAUUGUCCUUGAUGACUUCUUUCCCAUGAAGUUUUCCUAUAGCAUUGACGUCAGCUAAUGAUACAACAAAAAAUAUUUGUAAAUUAUUUUCAAUUUAUUGCCUAAGUCAUCUUACUGAAUUCAGCAUAAAACUC